AUGGUUCAAUUCUCGUUUCUCAGCCUCCUCCUUGGUCUGGCGGUUCUUCCAGCUGAAACUCAGUCGCUACCGAAACAGCUUGCCGCCGUCCGCCGCCGAUCUGGUCUAACGCACGCGGAGUACCUGCAGUACCUCACGCUGGUUCACGGACAGAAGUCCUGGAAUGCUCCCCGGGACAGCGCCUUCCCGCUGGCGUACACACAAAACUAUGUCUUUGACAGUGUAUUUGGUGCCAACAACAGCGUAGGGAACCAGGCCUACGUCGGGCGCGACAGCAUUAUCGAAUUAUACAGCAGCAUCCCGACGUCGUUCAUCGGUCCCCCGCCCAGCAACUAUACCGAGACGGUUAUCGGGCCUGAUGGAGAAAACUUCAGUGACAUGCCAGUGGCCAUGUCAACUCUCGCAACAGAGACCUUUCUCAACGACAUCACUCACGGCCCCGCAAGCGCCCAGCCAAAGGACAACACCGCGCCUUUGGUGGCCUUCUUCUGGGCCAUAGGCACCAAGGAUGUCACGUCCAACGAGACGUUUGCCAGGUACCUGGCUGAUGCGCUGAUCAAGCCGCUGCCGGCCGGAAUCCUCUACAAUGCCAGCUACCACGUUCCUGUUCCCGGCGCCGACCUGCGACCCUACUAUGGCGGGCAGGACAUGCCAAUCGUCAACGCCGUCAUCAAGAUGUGGCUCAACGAGAGCGUCUCGUCGAUGUCAGAGGUUCGGUCUGCGCAGACCCAGUUGAAUAACUCACAGCUGCACCUCGACGAGAACCUCUCCUUCAUGAUGUUUUCCAAGGAGGUAACAGUUUGGGAUACAACAGCAAACAUUAGC
Messenger RNA from Colletotrichum graminicola M1.001, 825 nucleotides. RefSeq lists its product as uncharacterized. The annotation marks the transcript as partial. Lineage: Eukaryota; Fungi; Ascomycota; Sordariomycetes; Glomerellales; Glomerellaceae. The record is from RefSeq and is a predicted model, not a curated record. The transcript has a single exon.